CUCCUACACUGUUGUUUGUGACAUAUUAACGAAGUUCAGCAACACCCUCGCGGUGAACUCAGUUUUUGCACGGUACCAGAUACGGCUAUGCAAAGAUAUUUAGAUUACGAAGCCCUGCACAGCUGCUGUCACAAAUGACAGUGUUUGUUUUUUUGCCAAUGUCCUUUAAUAAGUUUGACACAUGAGAGACGAGUAAUUAUUUGCGGCAAACUAAUAUGGAUUCAGCGCGUCACUCGCAAACGAUUUAAAAUCAUUAAAAUAUGCUUUAAUUUAAUUUUUAUGUGAUUAUUUCUGUAAAAGUGACCACAAGAAGAAGAUAUGGAGACCUUAUUGUGAAGGGAUUUUCUCAUAUAUUUUGACUCAGAUAAUAACAAUGAGCAAGAAUGGUUAAGAAAAUAUGAAGCAUGACACUUAACACGCGUGUUUUAGAAGAGGAUACCACAAGUGAAUAUUUUGGAGUGGAAGGGCUCAAAUAUUUUUUUAUUCCCAUUUUUUUUUCUUCAGACUGUAAUUGUACAUGGAAACGCAGAGUCUGCCACGGGCAAACUGGAAAGAGUAAAGUUAACAGCAAUAUAAAAGUUUUAGAAACAGUUGUUCUCUCCAGUAUAUUUGUUUUUGGCAAGUGAAUUGCAAUUAUGCCCCUGUGUUAGUGAACUGCAGUACCAUUCCAUAUCCCUUGUUCCGCUUUUAUCAACAACUGCACAUAGCAUGCCCAAUAUAUUAUAUAAACAAAAAACACUGCAUGAUAAACAAAUGUGCAUGGUUCAAAUAUCAGCAUUAAUUUGCCUGUGUGUGUUAAAUUCCAUUUACAAUUACUGGGAAAAGAAGUGAAAAAUUGGUGACACGGGGACCGUAAGAUAGCACAAGCUGAAACGUAAGAAAUCAUCAGCCCACCUGCCCUGACAUCUGAUAAACACUGCUUCAUAAUUUUGUAUUUGUUGUAAGACCUGAAUAUCCAGUUUUGUGUGCAUUGGUACAUUGAGUAUGUAACUUCAGUUGGAUAAUUAGUUGAAUCACAAAUUUUAAGUAUAUACAUAUAUUUUAUUUUAUUUAGACCUCAGGAACAUAAUAGAAUUCAUUGUUUUGGUGCAUUUCCUUUUUCUCUGAUUGUAAAAUUAUAUUUUAUCUUGCCAGGGGGAUUCUGGUAACUCUUAACUGUAUUAUUAAAUAUUCUUCAGAUUCGUUUCAUAUAUAGAAUUCAGAUAGUUGAUUGCAUACAUGCUUCCUUACAGCCUGUAAUUUACAUAUUAUAACAUUUCUCUCAACAGUGUUGUGUGAGGUCUGAUAACAAUAUGUAAGCAGGUAUCCUUGAAAUAUUUAUUCAGUAAUGGAAAUUUUGGGAUGUAACACAGACAAGCUGGAGGGCAGACCACCGUCCAAUUUAGACAAAGAUUUCAGCAAAGAAUGGGAGCAAAGCAACAAAAUUUAUUAAUUUGACAGUAAUAUCUUCUAUUUAGUGUGCUACUUCAUCAUUUCACUGAGGAAGGUGGUGCAUUACUUAAGGUUUGUGAUUCAAAUUUGGAAGGAAUAGGCAACCUAAUUUAUUUUUUCUUUUUAGUAUUUUUAGAUCUUGGAAUAAUGUCAGUAUAGUUUACUGUAUACAGGCAAAAUACUACCUGAGGUGGUGUACUGUUAAGAGACUGGACUUAAGUUUGGCAGAUGCAGGGUUCUAACUCCCAUCAGUCCUUAACCACUGUGAGCCACUUGUCCUGCGUAAUAGUAUGUGUGUUUGUAAAUAUUUCUGUAAUGCCUUGAGCAUGACCUAAACUGAUGUGUAGACUGGUCAAAGCAAAACAAAAAUUAAUUAAUUACAAUUAAGAUGGUGUAAUUUAUAUGUCAUAUAUAAAUUUAAACUCUGCUGCUAAAUUAAAUGUCAAAAUCAGCUAGUUAAAUUUAGGAAUUGGAUAUAAGUUUCAAAGUUGUACAAAUCGUUACUUAUGGUUUCCUGUAAGACUUGUUAUAAACAUUGCAUUUUGGGUAAACUAUUUUUUUCUCAGAAACUGUGUGUUCUGUAAUGCUGCUAAAUUGUGAUUCCUCCUUGUUGAGUGUCAGGGCAUUGCUACAAUUUAGCAGCAUUAAGGAGUGCAUAUUGUUUCAAAAAAGAAAGUUAAUUUUUUAUUUAUUAUUUUUUUUUUAUGUAGCGGUAAGUGAUGAUGACCAUACAUCUGAAACCAGUUGCUGUAGUAUUAAUUAGUUAUAACUAAGGAAGUGGUAGCAUAUUAUAUUGCUGUAAACCAGAAUAUUUCGAUAGUCAUGGCUAGCAACUCAGUCGUACUCAUAUUUAUAAAUGUAUGUGCAACAAUGGUGACUACUGCAUUCAGAUUCCUACAUUUCUUUCCCUCACUUUGACUCAUGUCUCCUAUUUCGUCAUGUACAUGAUGUGACUUUCCCUAUUUUGCACUGGGAUGAACUUGCUGGCGCCACCAUACUAUUCUGUUUCAGAACUUCCUCUUUAAUCUUAGCUGCAAGCUCAGUCUUGUUUAUGUUUCUGCCAACCAUUCAAAGCUUGGAUUAUGUGGUUAAUAUUUUUAUACUUUCUACUGUUUCUGUUUCACUGGCACGUUUGAGUACUGUAUUAAUAUAACAGUACACUAUAUUCAAAUGAGAGAGCAACAGGACAAGGAACACUAGGAGUCUGAAUGAAGCUAUCCAACUUGAUAAUGGUCUCAGACUAAUGGACAGUAAUUAAGAACUGGAUGGACAAGAAUUUUGAGCCUAAUGUUGAUCACGGAGACCAUGGAAAUGGUGAUCCGGAUGAAGAGUUUGACGAGAUGACAUUUGAAGAUUACAUUCCUUUUAAAGUGGAGGCUACAUAUGAUGAAGACAUUUCAGAACAGAAGGAUGACAGUACUGGUCAUGUAAAAGGAAAUGAAAUGGAAGCACAGGGAUAUUUUGUGCAGGAGAAUGCUGAGGGCAAGAAAGGGAGCAGUGGCGAACGCAACAGGUCUUUGCGGAGUAGAAGUCAUGCAGCAACUCGUCAGCAAUUACUUACACUCAAGAAAGAUGAUGCAGCUGUGAGUAAUAUUCGCCGACAAGCACCACAACGAAGUGCCCAGAAAUUUCCUGCAGAAGAUGUAACUGACAAAACAAGACCAUAUGGGUGUCCUGAUUGUGGAAAGGCAUUUGUGUCUUCAUCAAAAUUAACCAUACAUAGGAGAAUACAUACUGGUGAAAAGCCAUAUGCAUGCAUAGAAUGUGGCAAAACAUUUGUGUCUUCCUCGCAGCUGAGCGUUCACUUCAAAACUCACACUGGUGAGAAACCAUAUAAAUGCAUAGAGUGUGGCAAGCGUUUUAUUUCAUCAUCCCAGUUAACAGUUCACAUACGUUCACAUACUGGUGAGAAACCAUUUCCUUGUAAGUUGUGUGGUAAAGCAUUUGUUUCAUCAUCCCACUUGACUGUCCAUAUGCGGAUCCAUACCGGUGAAGAACCAUUUUCUUGUGCUCACUGUGGCCAGAAGUUUGCACGUUCCACAAGCUUGGUAGUACAUUUACGAAAGCACACGGGUGAAAAACCUUUUUCUUGUCAUGAAUGUGGGAAAACAUUUGUUACAUCAUCUCAUCUAACAGUCCACAGGAGAGUCCACACUGGAGAGAGACCAUUCUCGUGCGAACAAUGUGGAAAGGCAUUCUCUCAGUCAUCUCAACUAAAAUCUCAUUAUAGAAAACAUUCAGGUGAGAAACCUUUCAGCUGCAGCAUUUGUGGGAAACUAUUUGCCCAUUCAUCACAUCUAACAUCUCACAUUAGAGUGCAUUCAGGGGAAAGGCUUUUGUAUUGCCCUGUCUGCCAAAUGAAAUUCACAUCACAGUCUCACCUGGCACGGCAUCUUCCUUCUCAUUCAAGAGAUAGGCCAUUUAAAUGUGAAGUAUGUGGCAAGGGUUUCAAGCAUAAGUCUAAUAUGGCAAGGCAUGUUAUGAACCACUCAGUCCACGCUGAUUCUUUAUGGCAAGGUUUGUUGCCAGUUACAGAGACAAACCAGGACAUUCAAAACGACUGCGCACAUGUCAGUGAAUGUUCAGUAGACAGCUGAGUGCCACACAUGCAAAACAGUGUAUCAAACAAACGGUAAUUUGUGCAGAACUGAUAUAUUCCAGCAUCACAGUUAGAAAGUAUCUGUCAGUAAUCAUUUGCUGUCAGUGACAUCAUAAAUAGCUUAGUGAAACUCUGAAAAAUAAAACUCAGUAACGAAGGUUUUAUUUAUCUCCAGAGCGUAAUGAGCAUUGUUUUCAGGUUUUAUUAUUUGUAAGUACCUGUGCCUUUGUGUAUCUGUUUGUAAUGUAUUCUGAAUGAUUUGUUACUCAAGAGUUGAAAUUUGUGCACAAUGUAAAAAGUAUAAAAAUGAAUCCUUGAUUAAUUCCAUUUGAGAAGUGAAAAGAAGACUGUUAAAAAUAGAUGCAAUAAUAUGCUAUGGUAUUUAACUUGAGAUAAGUUUUGUGUCAUAAAUGUCAAAGAGCAUAUGUUUUUAUACAAUGUAACAUAUCAUUUGACUUUACAAACUGUAAGCAGUCAUGACUAUCCUUCUACUGACUGAUGUAUUACAUUUUCUGUAUCUAGUUUUAUGUGGUAGGUGUUGGUGGGAGAGGUAGUAAGUCUCAAGUGUAUUGAGCUUCCUAUAGGCAUUUAUAUUGAAAUACAUAAUAAUUUGAGAGGGAAACGUGUAAUAAUGAUUUAGAGAAGUAAAAACUAUUUCAACGAGCUAGGUGAAAUUCUUAUGAACUAUUUGUGGGAAAAAUUUUGUUGUUUUGGAAUAAUGCUAUAUUAUUAUUAUUAUUAUUAUUAUUAUUAUUAUUGAAGUUUUCUGUCACAAAAAAUAUGUGAUUUUAAUGCAGAGCUGAUAGGAACAAAAUACCAGUUAUCUUCACAAUCACAUACAUUAUUAAUGUUUUGUAUGAGGAAUUUUCUAAAUUAGGCCAUAAAGACCGUUUCUUACAAACUAUAAUAUUCAAGUGGUGAAAUCUGACAAGGUUCGUAGAGAGAAUAUCUCUCUCUUAUAUAGUAGUAAAAUUAAAUAUAUGUUAUGAAUGGUGGCCCUUUUUAGGAACUGUUUGGUAGGAUGUAAUAGCACACAGAAGGUAUGUGUUGGGGAGGGGGAAUAAUGGAACAGGAGUGUGUUACUUUUAACACAGACAUAGCAUAUAACAGUCAGUAGCCAUAUAAAAUGCCCUGGGCCUCCUCACCUUAUGAAACAGAGAAAUUGCAGUGAUGGGAAGAAAGAACAGAGAGGAUAUACACAAAUCAAACAAAACAUUAAGAGAUAAAACAUUAAUUUUCUGGAGUAUGUUGUUAAAAACUGCCAGGUUGAAAUACAAAAUAAAAAGUUUGUAAAAAUUAAGAUUAGGUUAAGGGAAAUAGCAAUAAUAUUGGGAAAUGGUGGUUGGCCAGUACUUAUUAUCUCACAGGAAUGCUGAUGCUUUUCACUAGAAAAUAAGACUGUGUACAGAGACUGGCAUUUCACUCAAAAAGCUCUAAUAAGAUAUAGUUAUAUAAAAAUGAAAAAGGGAACCUAUGACUAGUACAUGGAUGUGUGGCAUGGACAGUGUUUACUAGCUAUUGAGCAACCACUCUUUUUAGUUUAAAUACCACUUUUACAGACACACCCAAACACAUCCUCCUACAGCUAUGAUGAAAUAGUUGAUGUUGCUGCAACUGCAGGUGAAAGUCUUGGGUGUUGAAAGUGUGAACCAGAGAUGAGCAGUAGUCAAAAGCUGGAGGAAACGGAACCUGUGCUGUUAAAUUUUUAUGUUCCAUGCAUUAAUCUGAUACAAAUGGAUAGCUGCCUUGCUUUAUUUUUGUUUGUUGUCCCCAUACUGAAAUUCUUGUCGUCAUAAUUUGACGUUUGAAUUUGUGCAAGAAUUUGAAGGUUUGUAAUAAUUGAUUUCUAUCAGGAUCCAUCAGAUGCUUUGUGGAAACAUCUUAAUUUACAGUCACCACAUAGAAUAGUAGGAAAAAAUGAGGUUGUAAUAAAAUAUUAUUAUUUUAUAUAUGUAAAAAAAUCAGUGGGGAAGAAAAACUAUUGCAGUAAACAAGUACAUACCAAGUUUAAAUUGUAAUAGCUGGUAAAAUGAAGUGGGAAAUGUUACUCUGUACACAGACAUGUCAAAAAUGUGAACAUAACUUGGUCAACGUGACUCAUGUUUUCCUGAUAUAUUAGUGAUGUAUUGCAUUACAGAUAAAAAGAGAGCAAUAUAAGAGUUGUGACUUGUGAAGACUUUUUUUAGGAUAUUCACUAGAACUGUCAUUUCUCAGACAGUCAAAUGAUGUAGCAGUCAAUUUUCACACUAAAGAGUUAUAAUAAAAUUUUUGUUUUAUAA
Schistocerca gregaria is the source of this 6309-nucleotide messenger RNA. Its product is annotated as gastrula zinc finger protein XlCGF17.1-like. Gene Ontology annotation, molecular function: DNA-binding transcription activator activity, RNA polymerase II-specific; RNA polymerase II cis-regulatory region sequence-specific DNA binding. The coding region runs from base 2697 to 4028 and encodes 443 amino acids. Gene Ontology annotation, biological process: regulation of transcription by RNA polymerase II. Gene Ontology annotation, cellular component: nucleus. NCBI's taxonomy places the organism in Eukaryota, Metazoa, Arthropoda, Insecta, Orthoptera, Acrididae. The record is from RefSeq and is a predicted model, not a curated record. The transcript is spliced from 6 exons.